AAUUGAAAAAAAAGUAUCAACUUGUGUAGUGACACUUUGGCUUCUCCAAAAAGCUUUCCCCUAUUUCCAUUUCCCUCAUAAGCCCCAAUUCUAGUUUUUCAUUUUCUUUUAGAUACAAAACAAUACGACCAAAUCUAAAAUCAUUAAUGAAAUUUUCUUUCCUUUGCUCUUCCCAAAAAGUCCACACUACUUAGAUUUCAAAAAUCUCCCCCCUCUCAAUAACUCUUCUUUAGUACUACUUUCCCUCUCUUUGAUUCUUCCCCAUUUUCCAUUUUAACCCUAAAUCUCUUCACUGUCCAAAAGGGUUGAAUUUUUUCUUGAUUUUACUACUCUUUUUGACUGAAAGGGGUGUCUUAGAAUUGCUUUAAAUCAUUAAAAAGACACUAAAGUUUACAUUUUUAAUGUUGUUUUAGGUUUCUUGAAGUUUUGGGUCAUUCAAAUUUUGUCUUGUCUACUUUUGGGUCACAUUCGUUUUGUCUGAUUCUGCUGUUUUUGUGGUUUUUACAGCUCUUUGGACUAAAAGGGGAGUUUAAGAAUUGUUUCAAAUUAUCAGAAAGACAACCAUGUUUACUUUUUUAAUGUUGUUUUAGGUUUCUUGGAUCUUUUGGGUCACUUGUAGAUGGUCUCAUUUGUCUGAUACUGCUGUUUUCUUGGCUUUUAUAGCUCUUUUUGACUAAAAGGGGUGUCUUAAAAUUGCUUCAAAUUAUCAAAAAGACACCCAAGUUUACUUUUUUAAUGUUGUUUUAGGUUUCUUGAACUUUUGGGUCAUUCAGAUAUUUUCUUAGUUACUUUUGGGUCACUUUCAUUUGUCUGAUACUGUUGUUUUCUUGAUUCUAUUAGCUGUUUUUGACUAAAGUGGAGUCUUAGAAUCUCCUCAAAUUAUCAAAGAAACACCCAAGUUUGUUAUUUUUGAUGUUGUUUUAGGUUUCUUGAAGUUUGGGUUAUUCAGAUAUUGUUUUGGUUGCUUUUUGGGACAGUUUUAAGAAUGUCUGAUGAUGUGGUCAUUCAUUUUGCAUCGAAUUCUUCUAACCAAUCUGACCAAUCUUUGCCUGCUAAGAUGGCGAAACUCGAGGCAAGAAUGGUGGGGAAAGGUUCAUCUGCUACAUCACAGGGUAAUUCUUGGCCUGCUCCAGCUAUGUUUGGAGCUGCUGAGAAUGUUGCUGAGCCUGCUGCAUUUAGUGAUUCAGAUGAUGAUGAUAAUGGAGUGGAAUAUCUCAUACUAGCAAACACUCAGAAGCGGCGCAAACUUGAAGAAGACAACAGCUCAUCUUCCAUUGAACAUGUGGAGACAACAGCUGAUACAGUGAAAAAGACAGUAGAGAAUACAGAAACAACCAAAGUGGGUUCAGAUGUGAAUAGACGAAAACAAAGCCGUAGUAGGGGACAAACUAAUUCUGGUAGAGGGCGUGGUUCCCGAGUUAGUGAUCCGACCAGGUUACAACCUGUUCCUGUGCCAAAUGGUCAGUUCGAGAACUCUUACAAGAAGUUGCAGGAUGGUUUGCCUAAAGAGCAACUUGGGCACAAUGGACAGACUGCAUCAGAAGAGGAAAUCACUUCUUUACGGGCAAAAGUUGUGGCUUUGGAGGAAGAGCUUAAGAAAUCUCGUCAAGAGGCGACGGAUUAUCAACAUCGGUGUCAACAGCUAGAAAAGGAACUGAAGGAUCUUAAAGAUUACGAGCUGCAGACUAAGCCAAAGAGAACGAAAAUAAUGUCGGAAUUGCUAAUAUCUGUUUCAAAAGCCGAGAGACAAGAGGCACGAAUGAAAGUGCGCCAGGAAUCUUUGAGACUGGGCAAUGUAGGAGUAAUCAGAGCUGGGACCAUUAUAUCUGAGGCCUGGGAAGAUGGGCAAGCACUAAAGGACCUCAAUGCUCAACUUAGGAACUUAUUAGAAACGAAAGAAGCUAUUGAACGGCAGCGUAAAUUGCUGAAGAAACGACAACCAGAUAAAAGUGAUGGAGGAGAUGUGGAGGGAGGUUUGCAGGAAGAAGAUUCUCUCAUUCAGGAUGAAAUCUACAAAUCCCGCUUAGCUAGCAUCAAACGAGAGGAAGAUAUGAUAAUGCGUGAGAGAGACCGGUAUGAACUAGAGAAAGGAAGGCUGAUUCGUGAAAUGAAACGCAUACGUGAUGAAGAUGGAUCUCGUUUUAACAAUUUUCAGAUUUUGAACCACCGAUAUGCCCUCUUAAACCUUCUCGGAAAAGGAGGAUUUAGUGAGGUGUAUAAGGCUUUUGACUUAGUAGAUCAUAGAUAUGUUGCAUGUAAGCUACAUGGACUAAAUGCUCAGUGGAGCGAAGAGAAGAAGCGAAGUUAUAUGCGACAUGCAAUUAGGGAGUACAACAUCCACAAGUCUUUGGUGCACCAUCACAUUGUGCGGCUCUUGGAAAUUUUUGAGAUAGAUCAUAACACAUUUUGCACGGUCUUGGAGUACUGUAGUGGAAAAGACCUUGAUGCAGUUCUAAAAGCAACACCCGUGUUGCCAGAAAGGGAAGCAAGAAUCAUCAUUGUGCAGAUUUUUCAAGGCCUUAUUUACUUAAAUAAAAAGUCGCAGAGGAUUAUCCAUUAUGAUCUGAAGCCAGGGAAUGUUCUAUUUGAUGAGCUUGGCGUUGCUAAAGUCACUGAUUUUGGCCUAAGCAAGAUAGUGGAGGAUGAUGUUGGAUCCCAAGGUAUGGAGCUCACGUCCCAGGGAGCUGGAACGUACUGGUAUCUACCUCCUGAAUGCUUUGAGCUAAGCAAGACACCUCUUAUAUCCUCAAGGGUUGAUGUCUGGUCAGCUGGUAUUUUGUUGUACCAAAUGCUGUUUGGUAAGCGCCCCUUUGGACACGACCAAACACAAGAGAGAAUAUUAAGGGAGGACACUAUUAUUAAAGCAAGAAAGGUUGAGUUUCCUACAAGACCAGCCGUCUCUAAUGAGGCAAAGGAGUUUAUUCGUCGUUGUUUAACGUAUGAUCAAGCAGAGAGGCCAGAUGUUUUGACUAUUGCUCAAGACCCUUACUUGACAUACACAAAGAAAUGAUAGGAAGAUGUCAAUCACCUCAACUUGGACAGAGAGUCGCGGUCUCUUGUCUAUAAAAGUGGUUGCUCUUGUAAUGUAGGUACAAGGAGUGGUGCUCGGGGGAUUUUGUACAGUUGUAAAGCGCGUGUUAUUUUUUGUACCUGUACUUUCAUCUUGUCCACCCCCAUGUUUUCCAUUUUUCGCGUUUCUCUUCUUGGAAGGUCUUUUAUGCCAUUGAUGAGUAUAUCGAUGAACUGUCAUGGCGAUUAGGAAAUCAAUUGGGUAGAUUCUACCUACUUGUAUGUUGGUAGACGGUAUACAUACUUUGCUUGGAAGAGAAAAAAACAUGCAAGAGAAGUGGUUGAUGAAAAGAUUUCAUCACCUAAUGUUUGUUGUUUAAUCCUAUUAAGUUUGUAACUGAAUUUUCCUAAGACUUAUUCUGAUUCUGAACAACCUAUGAUAACAAUUACUUCAAUUUAUGCAACUUAUUUUCCUUUUUA
Molecule: messenger RNA, 3489 nt
Organism: Capsicum annuum
Lineage: Eukaryota; Viridiplantae; Streptophyta; Magnoliopsida; Solanales; Solanaceae
Product: serine/threonine-protein kinase TOUSLED
Exons: 16
Coding region: 986-3010 (674 amino acids)
Biological process (GO): peptidyl-serine phosphorylation; intracellular signal transduction; chromosome segregation
Cellular component (GO): nucleus
Molecular function (GO): ATP binding; protein serine/threonine kinase activity
Source: RefSeq, a predicted model, not a curated record